This is a messenger RNA of Hyla sarda, 4874 nucleotides long. RefSeq names its product heart development protein with EGF like domains 1 (gene HEG1). Lineage: Eukaryota; Metazoa; Chordata; Amphibia; Anura; Hylidae. Gene Ontology annotation, biological process: heart development. The transcript has 13 exons. The record is from RefSeq and is a predicted model, not a curated record. Bases 150 to 3872 code for a protein of 1240 amino acids. Gene Ontology annotation, molecular function: calcium ion binding.
CCCCGGUGGGCGGCUCUCUCUCCCCCCGUCUGUCUCUCCUCCCUCCCCGGUCAGUCUGCUCUCAGUGCCCGCUCCAUGCUGCUCUCCUCGGCUGCCCCAGGCUUGUGAGCCGCUCCGGGGAGCUCCGCGUCCUCUCCGGCUGCUCCUGCAUGAUGCUCCCCGGCCCCCGGCUGCUGAUCCGGGCUGUGCUGCUCCUGGGCACCGCCCGCUGCUCCUCCGCUGCUCCGGACAGUGAAUGGUCCAGGACGCCCGGACACCCGUACAUGAGCCGCCCGGACACACCGACCCGACCAUGGGGACCCGCAGCGGAGAGCAGCCCCCCAGCCCGGAGCCCCGCCGAGGAUGCUUCUGCAGGGAGGGAAGGGUUAAUCAUGGGAUAUGAUCGCAUCCGAUCUGCUGAACUUUUUCCUAAAGAUCCCAAAAAGAAUAAUUUAGGAGACCCUCUCCGAACCCAGACGGAUCCCAACAGAAUCGGGUCUGAUUCCUCAUGGGAACCCAAGAGAUCUGCGACCAAGUCCCCAUUGGAACCCUCCAGAGCUGGAACUGACCUAAUAUCAGAACCCACCAGACCUGGGACCAAACCUCCAUCAGAACCCAUCAGAACUGGGACCAACCCCCCAUUAGAAUCCAAUAGAACUGGGACCGACUCACCAUCAGAACCCAUCAGAACUGAGACCAACCCCCAAUUAGAGCCCAAUAGAACUAGGACUGACUCACCAUCAGAACCCAUCAGAACUGGGACUGACUCAUCAUCAGAAAACAACAGAUCUGCAACCAAGUCCCCAAUAGAACCCACUAGAAAUGGAAAGGACCCACUAUCAGAACCCACCAGAACUGGGACUGACUCCUCAUCAGAACUCAGAACCAGUCCCCCAUUAGAGCCCACCAGAACUGAAACCCACCCCUCAUCAGAACUUAACAGAACUGGAACUUACUCUUUCUCAGAACCCAUCAGAGCUGGGACUGACCCCUUAUCAGAACUUAGUAGAGCUGGGACUGACCCCCCAUCAGAACCAAACAGAACUGGGACUGAACCAUCAUCCGAACCCAACAGAACUGACUCUUCGUCUAUACUCUACAGAACCAAGAGUGACUCUGCAGCAGAAAACACCAGAACCGACCUGAACCCUCCACCAGGACCCAACAGUCGGUCCGACCCUUCAUCAGAGGACAACAGAACCGACAGUCCAUCACCCAGUCCUGAUACAGUAAAGAACCAGACACAUUUAGAACCGGGUCAAACAGAACGUCACCUGGGACCUGACUUGCAUUAUCGGUCAGAUCCGGACUGGAUGCAGAAGGAUAUGGGUCAGACGAGUUCAGUUGUUGGGAUCACCCAGAAAUCAGCGACACAGCGUCACCUGAACAAGAGGACUCCGCACAUGGACACCACAUACAUCUCCACCACCAGAGGAGGAGACAGGACCCUCUUAUCCGUCACCAAUGACACCAACGUGUCAGACACUACUGAGAUUCCCAACACGUAUCCGAUGAACAAUAGGAGUCACAAAUCCUGGACCAGGAAUAUCACAGAGGAUUCACCAACCACUGCGUGGGGGUACGGGAACGCCACGGAGGAUGCCGAGGUCAGAAAUCCGUCUUCCCAGGCUGCAUCAUCAGUGCCUGGCACAUAUCCUCUACAGACCCCAUCAUAUGUGAUCACCACGUACCCAUCCCCCACAUCUCACCACAUGUCCAAUUCUACAUUUCCAUUCACUAGUGUCCCUGUUACUGCACCCACCACAAGGGGCAGCCCAGAGACCACAGGGGUUACAUCUAACAUCUCCUCCAUUGAUCCAUCAUCAUUCUCACCCUCGGAUAUGCCUGGGGUUGAGUCCUCAUCUUCUAUGUUGACGUUGGUGGCCACCACCAGUGCGCCAUCUUCAUCACCCCUUGUGGAAGUAAUAACACAGACUCUGGCGGUCUCCUCGUCCUCCCCCCUCCCCUCCACAUUUGUCUCUGCUGCUCGCUCCUCAGUGUCGCCAUCUAUAGCAGAAACUUCAUCAAAUCCUAACACGACCGAGACUCCUUACCCCCUGACAGCUGUGUCCUCUACACCCGGGCUCCCUGCAACGUCUACAUAUCUGCCACCAUUUCUCAACACAGAAUCCACACCGGGAGAUGAUGGAACAGAGAAGAACAGGACCCUAGUGUCCUCCAUAUCACCGACAGCCAACAAUACGUCAAUAGUAGUGAGUCCUGAGACCCCCGGGGUGGUCACUGAGAGGCGAUCACAUGAUGAGACAAUGGCGACAGCACAAGAUGUAACCACAAUGGAAACCACAGUGAUGUUUACAGAGGGAAAUGGGACGCAGAGGGUCACGGUGGGAACAAGGCUCCCUGGGAUCCCAACCCAGACUAUGGAUUACGCUCCUUCUACUACAUCCACCAACAAUGACCCGCUGGCUCCAUCACUGCACGACACCACACCUAAGAUGGCACAUGACACUAUGAGGACAGCGGGGCCUGGAACCCCAGUACUGACCACUGCGGAUCAAGAGGUUGUGACUGAGAGGACCACCUUAAUAGAGUGCAAUACUCAGCCACCAAGGCCGUACACCACAGUCAGCACAAAGGGCAAAAAGAUUCUUCCUACUCCGACCCCUCCGAGCACUACACCCACUGUGAGACACGAAGACACCACUGUAACCAUCCCUCCCGCCACCACUCAUUCGAAGAAGACUCCGACUGCCGCAGCUAGUCCCUGCUCCUCCAGUCCUUGUCAAAACAGGGGUCUCUGCAAGGAAAGUCAGGAUUUGAAAGGCUUCAGAUGUGAUUGUCCAGCAGGUUGGAGCGGCGAUCUCUGCAACAAAGAUGUGGAUGAAUGUCUCUCCAGCCCCUGCCCAGCACUGAGCAAAUGCGUCAAUUCUAGGGGCUCCUUCAGCUGCCAAUGCCCUUUGGGGUAUCUCCUGGAGAAGGGCGCGGGCUGUGUUCUUGUGAGGACGUUUCUUGGACACAUCCAACUACCCUGGAGCUUCCAGGACGGCACUGACAACAACAGCAAAAUGCAGGAGGAAAUAGUGCGCAUAAUGAAUUCAUCCUUUGCCGCCAUUUCGGGUUAUUACCAGUCCACAGUCACCAGUAACAGUAGCGACAACCUCAUCGUCCAGAAUCUUUUCUCUCUGGAGUCAAACGUAACAAUGUACGAUCUAUUGCGCAGUCUCCAGAGCUACGCCAAAGUGUGCGAGACAUCAAAACAACACCCCACAUCCUGCAAGCUAACAACACACAUUCAGCACAAUAUUCGGGCUCUUAGUCUUUGUCAUGUGAUUAACCCCGGAUGUGACAAUGAGACGUCUGUCUGCGAUGACCCGGCCGGCAUAGCAUUUUGCCAGUGUAAGCCCGGAUACUUCAAAUACAGCAAAACAGACCAUUCGUGUCGAGCUUGUGACGAUGGCUACAAACUGGAAAGUGGAGCCUGUGUGAGGUGUCCCUUUGGUCUUGGAGGAUUUAACUGCUCGAAUCCGUACCAGCUGAUCACUGUGAUCAUAGCGGCUGCCGGCGGUGGACUCCUCCUCAUCCUGGUCGUUGCUCUGACGGUGACUUGUUGCAGGAAGAGCAAACAUGACAUCAGUAAACUCAUUUUCAAGAGCGGAGAUUUCCAGAUGUCUCCUUACGCUGAAUAUCCAAAAACGCAACGCUCAUCGGAAUGGGGGCGAGAGACGAUUGAGAUGCAAGAGAACGGCAGCACCAAGAACCUGCUGCAAAUGACAGACGUCUACUAUUCUCCCGGAAUGAGGAACUCAGAGAUCGAAAGGAACGGACUUUACCCUUACAGCGGUCUUCCGGGAUCCCGCCACUCAUGUAUCUACCCCGGACAGUACAACCCAUCGUUUAUCAAUGAGGAGAACAGGCGGAGAGACUACUUCUAGAAUAGUAUGAAGGAUCACAGGGUACAUAGCCCGACACCCCCCUCAAUCACGACUCACCGCCAUCUUAACCCCACCCGUAACGUUAACAGCAGCAGAUAUUAUUGUUAUCUCUGUAUCCUGCUGUAAUAUUAGGAUCGGCGGCCAGGACCAAAAUCCAAUAUGGAGGCUGUGGCUGGUCUGCACCUCACACCCUGCGAUCAAUCGUAUCCAAUAAUUUAUUGACUGUGGACAAAGAAUGUGAUUGAAGCUGCUGACCGUGAGGCCGCGAUACACCGACGCAAGAAAUACAACGGAAAAAAAUGUCCCGGACAAGAAGGGACGUAUCUGAUCUGACCGGUCGCUCGGUUACAGCGAGUCUCAUCAUCCCUCAAGGGCUUGAAUUACAAUGUAGCAAUAUAAUAUGAAGGCAGCGGAGGCUCGGGGUUCACUGUGGCCUCCGUCUCCUGUACUCUGGACGCGGCGUGCAAUGGGCCUUCCCUGCUAUGACGGAAGGGAACGGUUGGGGGGUUUACAGACUGGACCCUCCAUUGUGCUGGGAAGGGGGAGCAGCUCAUUUGCACUUUUUGUUGGUGUCAUUUUGUUGAAGCAUUUUUAUUUUCUGUUACAAGAUCCUCACACUCCUGAGGUGCCCCCUGUGUCCAUUCUACUAGACCCGCGCCGGGUGCCAUUAUCUUCUGUGCCGGUCUUGUAUAUCCACUACUAUGCAGGGGCAGAAAACACUACAAUACUUACAGUGCACCCCCACUACUGAGUAUGAGGCGUAAUCUCCAUAUUAUGUGUGUAGCUUUAUAAACACCUCCAGAGCUGCACUCACUAUUCUGCUGGUACAUCAGGUAUUAUCCUCCAGUCACCUCCAGAGCUGCACUCACUAUUCUGCUAUUACAUCAGGUAUUAUCCUCCGGUGACCUCAAGAUCUGCACUCACUAUUCUGCUGUUGCAUCAUGUUUUAUCUUCCAAUCAUCUCCAGAUCUGCACUCACUAUUCUGCUGUUACAUCAGGUAU